Cicer arietinum (chickpea) is the source of this 904-nucleotide messenger RNA. RefSeq names its product small ribosomal subunit protein uS13m-like. The record is from RefSeq and is a predicted model, not a curated record. Gene Ontology annotation, molecular function: structural constituent of ribosome; RNA binding. Gene Ontology annotation, cellular component: small ribosomal subunit; ribosome; mitochondrion. Lineage: Eukaryota; Viridiplantae; Streptophyta; Magnoliopsida; Fabales; Fabaceae. Gene Ontology annotation, biological process: translation.
UGAAAAAUAAUUAUUUCUUGAAAAUAAAAUAACAAACAUCAAUUUUGACACUAUAGACUUUGGCGCGGCCUCCUCUCUUCUCUUUUCCUCUAUCGCACGCCGGUACACCAUCGUCAAUUCGGUCUUCACAGCCUUUCUCCAGCCACCAGUGGCUCCUCAUUGCCUCCAACAGUGAAGAUAAAACCACGCAUCCAGUGCAUCUCCAAAUCCUCCAACUUCAAGAUGUUUGGUUCUGUCAGAAUUGUUUCUAAUAUUGCUGCCUGCAUUCGUCAAAACCUGUCUCUUCAUGGUGUCCAAGUACGAAAUAUAAACAUUGGAGGUGGUCUUGGAGGUGAGAUUCCAGAUAGCAAGCGCCUUCAGUAUGCGCUUCAGCAUCUCCACGGGGUUGGCCGUUCAAAAGCUCAUCACAUUGUGUGUGAGCUUGGAGUUGAGAACAAAUAUGUGAAGGAUCUAAGCAAAAGAGAACUAUAUUCCCUUCGAGAAUUGCUUUCCAAGUACUUGAUUGGAAAUGAUUUGAAAAAGUUAGUUGAGAGAGAUGUGGGAAGGUUGGUUGGUAUCCAAUGUUACAGAGGAAUCAGGCAUGUCGAUGGUUUACCCUGUCGGGGACAACGAACUCAUACAAAUUCCCGCACCAGGAGAACUAUGCGUACUUUUGGGGGUUCAAGAUAAGUGUUGCUCAUGUAAGAGAUGAGCUGUGUAACUGCUCUGCUUUUAGCUUACCAAAUAAGUUUGGUUAGACACUUGAUUAUACUAGCCAAAUCCACACAUUAAAUUUUACAUCAUCAAUUACCCUUGACAUGUUUAUUGCCUUAUCAUUGCUUUGCAAUCAUACUAAUUCUAGUUUUUGCAUUGAUGUGUCUUGCUAGAUUUUGAUGUUUUUAUAUAAAAGAAUUGAUUUAUACAA